Molecule: messenger RNA, 1001 nt
Organism: Helianthus annuus (common sunflower)
Lineage: Eukaryota; Viridiplantae; Streptophyta; Magnoliopsida; Asterales; Asteraceae
Product: LOB domain-containing protein 37
Exons: 2
Coding region: 136-798 (220 amino acids)
Biological process (GO): regulation of gene expression
Source: RefSeq, a predicted model, not a curated record
UGCGGUUUCAUUUCUCCACACCUCUCUUCUCUUCUCUUCUCUUCUUCAUCAUCAUUAAUAUUAAUAUUAAUAAUAACAAUAAUAAUAUUAAUAUUAAUAAUAUUCUUACUUACACGAAUCUGUUAAUCUGCAACCAUGAGUUGCAACGGAUGCCGUGUUCUUCGAAAAGGAUGCAGUGAGAGCUGCAUCCUUCGCCCGUGUUUGCAGUGGAUCGAUGCUCCUGAAGCUCAAGGUCACGCUACUGUUUUCGUCGCUAAGUUCUUCGGCCGUGCUGGUCUUAUGUCCUUCAUCUCUGCCGUGCCGGAAAAUCAACGCCCAUCUGUUUUUCAAUCCCUGUUAUUCGAAGCCGCCGGCCGAACAGUGAAUCCGGUGACCGGAGCCGUCGGACUUCUCUGGACGGGGAACUGGCACGUGUGUCAAGCAGCUGUAGACACAGUUCUUCGCGGCGGAACAUUACGGCCGAUCGGCGAACUUAUCGACGGAAUUCCGAUGACAUCAAAACUCGGUAAUUCUUCGGAUAACGUUCAGGAUCCGGCCACAGUUCACCAAUCGAAGGUUCAGAAGCGUAGGCGAGCUGUGGAGCCACAGAUGUUACAAUCACAAUCUCAGCAUCUCGAUCUGAAUAUGAAUAAAAGUUUUCCGGCAAGUAAAGGCUCGCCGGAGAAACGGCGGCAUGGAAGUCCGUCGAUGAAUUCGGAAGACUCGUCGGUGACUACGACGUGUUUGGAUGGCGGUUUUGGAGAGUAUUGUUAUGGUCGAGAAGGAAGAGAAUUGCAUCUGUUGAAUCUGUUUAAGUGAUCGGUUUGAUCGGAAAUUUUGAAUUUAUAUGUAAGUUUUAUGCCGGAGUUUAGAUUCCGGUGACUUUUGUAGAUCGCCGGCUCAGGAUUUCCCUCCGGCUUAUAUUUUGUGAGAGGGGAAAAUGAAAGUUCGCCGGAGAGUUGUUUUUUAUUUUCAGUUUUGAAACCGGAAAAUAAUAUGUUUGGUUAUAAAAUUAUUUAUUA